This is a messenger RNA of Pieris macdunnoughi, 552 nucleotides long. Lineage: Eukaryota; Metazoa; Arthropoda; Insecta; Lepidoptera; Pieridae. The record is from the annotation of a GenBank genome assembly.
AUGUAUCGUGGCUACGCCACACACUCAAUAACUAUAGGCGGAUAUUCAGACUUCUUAGGGGCCGCAGGGGCUCUGGGGGGCUGCGCAUGGACCCUCGGAGCGAUCACCAUCCUUGCAUAUGAGGGCGCCACCGGUGCAGAGGCGGCGCCGUCGUCAGCGGGAGCGACAGGAGCAGCGGGUCCAGGUAGUGAGGCGUCGACAUCAGAUGGUGCGAUCGCCGCCCUGCCAGCCGAAGGGGCGGCGGGCGGUGGAACGGUACCAGGCGGCUGUACUGGUGGCCCCCCCUAUAUCGAGGCGGCGACCUGGCGCCAGCCGAGGGUCGCCAGGGAAGCCUGGCGCACUUCGAAUAGUAGAAGUGCGCAUGGGCGCUUUGCCGAGGACUCACCUUCCGAGCCAGGGUCCACGGCUGAAAAUGGGCGGCGCACGAGGGUGGCCGUGGUGCGCGCAGGGAGGCGACACUCAUCGCGGAUCAGCGCCAACUCCUGCUGUUCGGCCUACGAAGACAAUUUAUUCAAAAAACAUGUUGAACCUUCAAGCCACACACAACGAUAG